Molecule: messenger RNA, 1670 nt
Organism: Pristis pectinata (smalltooth sawfish)
Lineage: Eukaryota; Metazoa; Chordata; Chondrichthyes; Rhinopristiformes; Pristidae
Gene: mnat1
Product: MNAT1 component of CDK activating kinase
Exons: 10
Coding region: 378-1253 (291 amino acids)
Biological process (GO): positive regulation of cyclin-dependent protein serine/threonine kinase activity; nucleotide-excision repair; regulation of transcription by RNA polymerase II
Cellular component (GO): transcription factor TFIIH holo complex
Molecular function (GO): cyclin-dependent protein serine/threonine kinase activator activity
Source: RefSeq, a predicted model, not a curated record
GGGCAGCGGUCCGCACUGCCCACUGACCCCGCGGGCUGAGCUGGGCCGGUGGGGGGGGGGCGGGGGGAGGUGGUUUGAGACAGACACACCGCACACUUCCAACGAUCCUCCGGCGUGAUCCAUUGUAACUUUUGAGAUUUCCAACAGCCAAAUUAUGUUUUGUAAAGGAAAUUCCUUAUAAAGGAAAAUCUUCUGACAUUCAAAAAUGAAGAAAUUUCAUUACAACAUCACACUGUCCCAAAGUGCUUUACUGCUAAAAUUAGAAAUGACAAAAAUUUUUGAACAAUGCUGAAAUUUUGGUUCAAGAAAUUAAAAAUCAUGAAUAUAGUACCUGUAUAAAGCUAUUCAAGAUUAAUGACCUUGCUGAAGUGGAUGCGAUGGUGCAACAUCUCAGCUGGCAUAACUAUUUCAGAUGCGAGAGCUGUGUGGAACUGUUAUUUGUCAGAGGUUCUGGAAACUGUCAGGAGUGUGGCACAGCACUACGAAAAAAUAAUUUCAGAGUGCAACUCUUUGAAGAUCCAACAGUGGAUAAGGAGGUAGAAAUUCGAAAGAAAGUAUUAAAAAUAUAUAACAAAAGAGAAGAAGACUUCCGUACUCUUAAGGAAUACAAUGACUUUCUUGAAGAGAUUGAAGACAUUGUGAAUAAUCUGACCAACAAUAUAGAUGUGGAAAACACCAAAAGAAAAAUGGAGCAAUAUCAGAAGGAUAAUAAGGACAUUAUUUACAAAAACAAGUUAAAACUGAGCCGGGAGCAAGAAGACUUGGAGGAGACUUUAGAACUUGAACGGCAAGAGAGUGAUCGAAGACGAAUGCUUUUGUUGAAGGAAGAGCAAAUGCAGCAGUUAGCAAAAAAGAAGAAUAAACAAGCCCUCAUUGACGAUCUGGAGAGUUCCCAGCUGCCUGCCAGUAUGCUCUUGGCUCAACACAAGGACCGGGCUGUACAACUGGAAACGCAAUUAGAAACACAACGGAAAGUUAAACCUGUUACCUUCUCAACUGGCAUCAAAAUGGGUCAGCAAAUAUCCUUGCAGCCAGUGCCAAAGAUUGAAGAGUCCUUGUAUGUGUACCAACCGUUACAGAUGGAGAUAUAUGGACCUGAAGUUCCAGAAUAUGAGCUGCUUGGAACACUAGGGUACCUAAACCAUGUGCGUACAGCCACACCCCAGGAUCUGGCAGGAGGCUACACCUCUUCGCUUGCGUGUUACCGUGCUCUACAAGAUGCGUUUAAUGGUCUUUUCUGGCAGUCCAGCUAGUCUGAUAGAUGUGGAGCUUCAAAGGUAGUCAUUGGAUUGAUACCAGGAAUUUCAACAGCCAGACUUCCGUUAAAAGCCAACUAACAGCCACACCACAGCUGAAUGGAAAAUUGACAUGCAGCCAAAUAAGUGGAACUUGGACAGCUGUUUGGAGACAGCAGGUGAUAAACUCAAAAAGAUUAGCAUUUUCUAUUUACAAGGAGUGUGUGCGGAGAUCCACUUACAGGAAGGAGAUGCAGGCUAAAUACAGGUGGUUACAGAUGUGUGAGCACCAUUUGACAAAGAGGAUCUAACAUCUGUUAACUAGAAAUUGAGGAACUAUUAGUAUUUCUCAAAAAGCUAUUCUUGGAGCUCAGUAGAUAAAUCUAUAUUGUGUAAAAUAAAAAAAGAAUCUAAGUUUGUCCAGGCAAUUGUGAA